This is a messenger RNA of Sardina pilchardus (European sardine), 1832 nucleotides long. RefSeq names its product glutamine amidotransferase class 1 domain containing 1 (gene gatd1). The record is from RefSeq and is a predicted model, not a curated record. The transcript is spliced from 7 exons. Gene Ontology annotation, cellular component: cytoplasm. Gene Ontology annotation, molecular function: glyoxalase III activity. NCBI's taxonomy places the organism in Eukaryota, Metazoa, Chordata, Actinopteri, Clupeiformes, Clupeidae. Bases 302 to 946 code for a protein of 214 amino acids.
CAACACCGUCAGCUGACAAAAAACAGUCCUUGCGAACGGGCAGUAUGGAUUGAUUUGAAUGAGACUGUAGACUAUGUCUAACUUUUUAGAUUACCAAAAUAUCAAUAUAAUUCUCUCUAGACAGUAAGAAGAGGAUCUGACAGUAUCACUCUUACUGCGUCAACACGGAAGAAAUUAUUGAGCUAACGUUUAAGGUUGACAGGUCCCAUAGUGCUCUAGAAGUUGCUAGCUAGAGAGACUAUCAUCUUGAUACAAUAUAUGUUUUAAUCCUUUUGGUAUAUAUAACAUUCCCGUUACUGACAUGUCCGCUAAACCUACUUGUCUUAUUGUGGCAAGUGCUGCACCUCAAGGGGUGAAUGCUCGCUCGUUUCAUCAGGCUUUUACGUUGUGCAGCCCUGUGUUUAACCUGCAAACUGCUACUCCUGGGGGGAAGCCCAUUGAUUUUGUGGGUGUGGAUGAAAGCACAGCACGGUGGGUGCAGGACUUCAGUGUGAAGCCUUCUGCCACCCCAGCGAAGCUGGAGUCCAUAGACGGAGCUCGCUACCAGGCCCUGUUGAUCCCAGAUUGCCCUGGUGCUCUUACUGAUCUUGCUCACAGUGGUUCUCUGGCUCGGAUCCUCACCCAUUUCACCUCCCAACAGAAGCCAAUGUGUGCCAUAGGGCAGGGAGUGUCCGGAUUAUGUUGUGCCACUGAGGGCCAGCGGUGGCUGUUCAACGGCUACAGCCUCACUGGGCCUUCAGUGUUUGAGCUUGUUCGCUCCCCAGACUUUGCCAACCUGCCCCUCAUUGUAGAAGACUUUGUGAAGGACAGUGGGGGCUCCUACACGGCGAGCCAAGAGGAUGCUUUGCACGUAGUUCUGGACAGGCACUUGGUGACCGGUCAGAAUCUCCAGUCCACCACUGUAGCCAUCCACAACCUCAUCCUCCUGUGCAAUAGCGGCCGCUAAUGCUAGCUUGCCUCCGCCAGGCUCCGUACAGCACAGCGGACUCAGACAGGACCAAUCGCACAUUGACAUGAGGACCAAUUUUGUCAUGUUUGGACAUUGUCACAUGUUCCAUAGUAUUCUAAUUAUGAUCCCUUAUUUGAUGAUGUUGUUGAAUCAGCAUAUUAAGAUGCUGUCGGCAGUUUUUCUUCAGUGAGUGUGUGUGUUUCUAGACUGUUGAUUUAUGGUUGCGUUGUAUUAGUCAUAUUCAAAAUACUCCAAAAGACACAAGAAACAUACAGUACAGUGCACAGCCGUGGACCAUCUUCAUACCAUUCCUCAUGGUGCAUUAUUAACUGUAUCUAGAAGAAAACUGCCAACUUUAUUUUUAAAUGAAAACAGAGUUAGAACUGUUUCCAACCAUACUUCUGUUAAGUGCCUGAACGCGAUAGUGUAAAACCGCAAAUAAAGGUGUGAUAUGGACUUCCUCUGUGGCCAUGUCACAGGAAAUCAUCAGCUUCCUUCUGAACUAAUACAGCAGUAUCGUUAAAAGCCUUACUAUGGGUGCCUCUCAACAUCUCUCCUCGUUCCUCGAUGCUCCAUCCUCGAGGGGCGUUCCCACUGAUCUAUAACUAACACUGGAUAGACUAUCCCAUUGUUGCCGCCGCAUCAUUCUUUAUCUAGAUCAGUGAGGACGAGGAUCGAGGAAGGAAAGGAGGGUGUAUAAAAGACCAUAUGAGAGGCACCCUAUGGCAUCAGUAACCAUCAUGUUAUGUCCCCACCCAGUGUCAUCAAGUGUAUUUGCCGCCGAAAUACAUGUGCCCUCAUUUCCUCCAUGUUCACAGUAUUGCAAUGUAUGUAAAACAUUGAUUUUUAUUAAAAUGAAUAAAAAUGAACACGACUGUCCUGA